AUGAAAGCAUACGUUGCAAAUUGCAGCGACUCAGAAGAAGCUGUGAAGCAUGUUAUCAUCGAUUCUUCUACUCUAAGGGAUGACGAGCAUCAACCAAAAGAACUGAAAACUAAAUUAGUAUGUUGGUGGUAAUGUAUAAAAUUGGCGACCUCAGCAAUUAUGUGUACGAAGAAUGAGAUGAUAUUUUUAAUAAUGGUACUACAACCCUAUACGAAAUCAAUUUCCCCACGAAUUUUAUAGAUUUUCAGCAACAUACUAAUUUAUUUUGAAAUCUUCUGAUUGGUGUUUGCCAGUAGUUUAUUUACUGCCUUUUUUAAAUUUUGAGUCCAGCUUAUUUCUUUUAUUAUUGCAAUUACAAAAUAUAUCAUUGAUCACAUUAUUUGACAAAAAUAGUAUACAAGCAGUAAAUCAAUUUAUCAAAGCAAAAAAUCAGUAGUUUUCAAACUAUACUAUACUGAUUAUAUUAUGUGUAUGAUACUACUGCCUUUUUACCCAUUUAUAAAGUAUGAUUACUCAUUUAGUUUUUUAUGUAAUAUUUGUAUUAUUUGGGAAUAAGUAUUUACCGUUAUAAAUAGUUACUUUUACUCCGAAAGAAUAAUGUUUAAAAAUAUUCUGCGUUUAACUUACCAUAUAAGAAAACGUGAUGUUUUUAGUUCUUUUAUAUAAUUAUUAAUAUGAAUCAUUAAAUGUUGACUUUUAUACAAAUUAUGAGAA
Molecule: messenger RNA, 714 nt
Organism: Acanthoscelides obtectus
Lineage: Eukaryota; Metazoa; Arthropoda; Insecta; Coleoptera; Chrysomelidae
Source: the annotation of a GenBank genome assembly